This is a messenger RNA of Penicillium manginii, 501 nucleotides long. RefSeq names its product Sodium/calcium exchanger membrane region. The record is from RefSeq and is a predicted model, not a curated record. Gene Ontology annotation, molecular function: calcium:proton antiporter activity. Lineage: Eukaryota; Fungi; Ascomycota; Eurotiomycetes; Eurotiales; Aspergillaceae. Gene Ontology annotation, cellular component: fungal-type vacuole membrane. Gene Ontology annotation, biological process: calcium ion transmembrane transport; intracellular calcium ion homeostasis. The coding region runs from base 1 to 501 and encodes 166 amino acids. The transcript has a single exon.
AUGUCUGGCAAUGGCUCAUUAAAUCCCGGCGAGCACACUUCACUACUUGGCCGCUCGCCCUCCCCCGGUUACUCGCCGCAUCAGCCACAGGAUCAUGGCCGUCACCAUCACCACCCCAAUGACUCUCGCGCCUGGGUUCGCUGGCCGCAGCAGGUUAUCCGUCUGACCUGGUUGACCCUGGUCCGCGAUUAUGUGAACCUGCUGCUGGUCUUUGUACCACUGGGUAUGGUGGCUGGUUUCCUCCAUUGGAACUCUACGGCCAUCUUCGUCUUGAACUUCUUUGCCAUUAUCCCGCUUGCAUCGCUGUUGAGCUUUGCUACGGAGGAAUUGGCCGGCACGAUGGGUCAGGCUCUCGGUGGUCUGAUGAAUGCUACUUUCGGUAACGCCGUGGAAUUGAUUGUAAGCCAUUGCUCUUUUGUUUUUCUCUCGUCACUCUUUGUGGAUCUAUCCAUUCUCUACGCUCCAUUCCAUUUGCCAUGGUUGCUGACACUCGAUGGAUAA